AUGGUAUCUAAAGCAGAACGAGAGAAGGCUGUUUACGCCUAUAGAGUCGAUUUGGCCAAGUUAAGAUCAGAAGUUCAACUUAUUGAAAGGAAUGAUUUUACGUUAAUGAAAACAGAUAUUGAUCGGUUAGAAAAUGAGCUAGAAAAACUAAGGCAAAAACUUCGAGAAGAAAUUUCAAGAACUCAAGCUAACGUUCGAUUAGAUUUAAAUCUUGAAAAGGGAAAAACUAGAGAUGAAGCAAGUGCGCAAGAAAUUAAAAUGAAAGAAGCAGAUACUCGAAUAGAAAGUGAAAUAUCUGGCUUAAGAACACAAAUGGAAGCUAUUAAAUUCCAAAUUAUGCAAUAUAUGAUAGGUACAAUGACUGGUGCCGGUGCAUUGUUUUUGGCUUACCUUAGAAUGUUCAAAUAA
This is a messenger RNA of Cokeromyces recurvatus, 408 nucleotides long. RefSeq lists its product as uncharacterized. Gene Ontology annotation, cellular component: mitochondrion. Bases 1 to 408 code for a protein of 135 amino acids. NCBI's taxonomy places the organism in Eukaryota, Fungi, Mucoromycota, Mucoromycetes, Mucorales, Mucoraceae. The transcript has 2 exons. The record is from RefSeq and is a predicted model, not a curated record.